Macadamia integrifolia is the source of this 3585-nucleotide messenger RNA. Its product is annotated as pentatricopeptide repeat-containing protein At4g21065-like. NCBI's taxonomy places the organism in Eukaryota, Viridiplantae, Streptophyta, Magnoliopsida, Proteales, Proteaceae. Gene Ontology annotation, molecular function: RNA binding; zinc ion binding; protein binding. Bases 148 to 3078 code for a protein of 976 amino acids. The record is from RefSeq and is a predicted model, not a curated record. Gene Ontology annotation, biological process: RNA modification. The transcript is spliced from 2 exons.
AAUAUCUACCAACCAGUAUUUCUGCGUUGUGCUCACUGACAACGAGACAUAGAAGCCAAAAUCUUUUCUGUAGAUAUUUAUCCACAGACCCACUAAUUUCGUAUGCCACUUUGAACUUUCAUGGGCUUCUGAACCCAAAGCGCGACAAUGGCAACCCCUGCAGCUCCAUCGUUCCUUCAUCCCAAUCUGGAAGCAACCCACAAGGUAGGCUCCCCCACCUUCCCUUGUUUCUUUCUUCCAAGAAAAAAAUAUCGUGUUUUAGCUUCAACAAUUACAGUUUAUGAGAACACUCCCAGAUCGUUGAAUACUCAUGGUAGCAAAUGUGAGAAUCUCACAGAAUUCAGUUCAAUUCCCAAAAUUGGGGUAUUGGUUAAUGCUUCUACGUUGCUUCAGUCCGUGGAUUUAAGAAACCCGGAUGUGUGUUCUGAAACUUAUGCUUUACUCCUCCAAAACUGUCGAAAAUUCAAUGCCUUUGAAUUGGGCUUUCAAAUUCAUGCCUGUAUGAUUGUUACUGGGGUGGACUUCUGUGUGUUUCUUAAUACCCAACUCCUUGAAUUCUAUUGUAAAGUUGGUUGUCUCUACAAUGCGAGACGGUUGUUCGAUAAAAUGCCGGAGCGAAAUGUUUUUAGUUGGACAGCAAUAAUAGGGUUGUAUUGUAGGUUAGGCUAUUAUGAAGAAACUAUUUGGUUGUUCUAUUUGAUGAUUGAUGAAGGAGUUCGGCCCGAUCAUUUUGUCUUUCCUAAGGUCUUCAAAGCAUGUUCAGAGUUGAAGGACUAUCAAGUAGGGAAAGAUGUUUAUGAUUACAUGCUGAGUAUUGGUUUUGAGGGCAAUUCUGUUGUGAAAAGAUCUCUUCUUGAUAUGUUUGUAAAAUGUAGCAAGAUGGAUUUUGCAAGGCGGUUGUUUGAAGAGUCGGAAGUUAAGGAUGUUGUGAUGUGGAACAUAAUGGUUUCAGGUUAUGCCACCAAAGGGGAUUUCAGGAAAGCUUUAAAAUGUAUUAAAGAUAUGGAGAUUGAGGGUAUAAAGCCCAAUCAGGUGACAUGGAAUUCGAUUAUUGCAGCAUACGCCCAAAAUGGGCUAUUCAAGGAGGCUUCAGAUUGGUUCUUCAAGUUGCAGAAUUCAGAUAAUUUUAAGCCAAAUGUUGUGACUUGGACUGCAUUGAUAGCCGGAAAUGUACAAAAUGGUUGUUCUUUUCAAGCAUUGCAGAUUUUCGGGCAGAUGGUGAAUGAAGAGGUUGAACCAAACUCGAUUACCAUUGCCAGUGUUGUUUCAGCCUGUACCAACUUAUCUUUAUCUCGACAUGGUAAGGAGAUUCAUGCUUAUUGCAUAAAAUCUGAGGGAUUGGACUCGGAUGUGCUCGUAAGUAAUUCACUGGUGGACUUCUAUGCCAAAUGCCGAGCUUUGGAGGUCGCUUGUAAAAAAUUUAAUACAAUCAAACAAAAGGACUUGGUAUCUUGGAAUGCAAUGCUUGCUGGUUAUGCACUUAGAGGUUUCCGUGACGAGGCUGUUGAGCUACUUAAAGAAAUGGAGUCACAGGGAAUUGUGCCUGAUAUUGUUACAUGGAAUGGACUCAUUACAGGUUAUACCCAGUUUGGAGAUGGGAAGACAGCUCUUGAGUUCUUUUAUAAGAUGUAUGAGACGGGAAUUGAUCCCAAUGUCACCACUAUAUCCGGAGCUCUUGCUGCUUGUGCCCAGGUGAAGGAUUUAAGGCUAGGGAAAGAAAUCCAUAGUUUUGUUGUGAGAAAUGAGUUUGAGAUGUCUACUGGUGUGGGAAGUGCUCUUAUUUCUAUGUAUUCUGGAUGUGAUCGCUUGGAACUAGCCUGCUCCGUGUUCAAUGAGCUUACCACGAGAGAUGUAGUUAUUUGGAAUGCAAUUAUUGCUGCUUGUUCUCAGAAGGGACAGGGGAUUAGUGCCUUGAACAUGUUGAGAGACAUGCAACUACAUAAUGUGGAACCCAACAUGGUCACAAUGGUUUCAGCCCUCCCUGCUUGUGCAAGAUUGGCAGCACUGCAACAGGGCAAGGAGAUUCAUCAGUUUAUUAUCAGGCAUGAGCUUGAUACAUGUAACUUUAUAUGGAAUGCGCUCAUUGACUUGUACGGUCGAUGUGGAUCUAUUAAAACAGCACGGAGAGUCUUUGAUGUGAUGCCCCAGAGAGAUUUGGUCUCUUGGAAUGUGAUGAUUGCUGGAUACGGGAUGCAUGGCUUCGGGAUGGAUGCUGUGAACCUUUUCCACCAUUUGAGAGCCACAGGGUUGAAGCCAAACCAUUAUACAUUUACAAACCUUUUGUCUGCCUGUAGUCACUCAGGCUUGAUUGAUGAAGGGUGGGAAUAUUUUGAGAUGAUGAAAUCAGAAUAUUCCUUGGAUCCUGCUGUGGAGCAAUAUGCUUGUAUUGUAGAUCUGCUAGCACGUGCAGGUCAGCUUGAUGAAACUAUGGCUUUCAUUAAAGAGAUGCCAUUAGAACCCAAUUCAGCUGUUUGGGGUUCAUUGUUGGGUGCGUGUAGAAUACACUGCAAGCCUCAGCUUGCAGAGUAUGCUGCAGGGUUUCUUCUUGAACUUGAGCCGCAGAAUUCUGCGAACUACAUACUCUUAGCGAACAUCUACUCAGCAGCAGGUAGAUGGGAGGAUGCAGCAAAAAUAAGGCGUUUGAUGAGGGAACGAGGGGUAACAAAGCCCCCUGGUUGCAGUUGGAUUGAGGUGAAACAUAGAGUCCACAGUUUCAUUGUCGGGGACACUACACACCCAUUGAUGGAUGUUAUACUCGCCAAAAUGGAUAGCUUGUAUGCAGAGAUCAAGGAGAUUGGGUAUGUCCCUGAUACAAACUUUGUCCUCCAGGACUUGGAGGAAUAUGAGAAGGAAUACAGCCUCUGUGGGCACAGUGAAAAGCUGGCUAUAGCUUUUGGUCUGAUCAGCACGCAGCCCGGGAUCCCUUUGAGAAUAAUUAAGAACUUGAGGGUAUGUGGGGACUGCCACUCUGCAACCAAGUUUAUAACUAAAGUCACUGGUAGAGAGAUUAUAAUGAGGGACUGUUACCGGUUUCAUCACUUUGUCAAUGGAGUAUGCACAUGUGGGGAUUAUUGGUAGCUGUAAAGAAAAUUUAUUGGAGCUUUUAUGAAGAUUAUAAUGCAGGUCCCAGAAGAUCAGAAUGGUCUAGGGCUUCCAGAAUACUUUGGAUUGUGGCUUUGUAAAUAAUUUAUCAGACAACCAAGAGCUCUGAGGUUUCCUUGAGGUGUCUUUACAGGACAGCCAAAAUCUACAAAACAUGGCAGGAAAGGCAUUGUUCUUCCAACCACUGACUGAAGGAAAGUUGAGGUGUGCAUAUGCAAAGCCUGCCAAAGACGUGACAUAGAAACAGAUGGAAGAAAACAGACUGGCCUUUUGCAAGCUGCGCUAUAGAAAUAGAUCAAAAUCUGUUAAAAGGACACCAUGUCGGAUCCUCCAUUUUUGGUUGGUUGUGGAUACUUAGGGCACCUUCAUGAGUUGUAUCCUGUUCUCUGUAUUCUCUGUGAAGCUUUCAAGAAAAAGCAAGUCAUGUCGGCCAUUAUUUUAAAAUGAAUAAUGAUAAUAAAAUGCCACUAAUUGUUAUAUCUA